AUGCACAACGUCGCGGCGCACGUGCUCUGCUCGAGCCGCUUGCUUCCGCGCAUCUGCAGCUACCAGAGCGACGCGCUGUCUGCUGAUGGACCACUGCGCUGCCGCAGCGUCCGGCUUGCAGCCAUCUACGGCGAUGAACAGCAAGCCGACGACGACCACGAGGCAGCGGACGCGGCCAAUUUCCAGCGCUGGCUCGCGCGCCAUGGCACCGCCACACUUCCAUUCCUCUGCGUGCCGCAUCUCUUUGCGUACGCGCUUCGUUGCGGCGACGUCCAUGCUCUUCAGUGGCUCGUCCACCGCGAGGUUGUGUUCUGGAACAAGGCAACGCUUGUUCUCCAUGCAGUUGGGUGUCACGCGUGUCCUUGUGCUACCGAGCAGCUCGGGCCCGCAAUGGCGAUCCGCGCCUCCGACUGCGUGCGCCGCGCUGCGACAAAGGGGCAUGUAGGGCUCUUGCGCUUCCUCUUUGCCUGUGGCUUUGACAUGGUCGACGUCUGGCGCGCCGUCUGCUCUGGUGGUCAUCUCGACGUCGCUCGCUUUGUCGUCGAGCAUCGCCUUGGCGGUUGGACCAAUGCGCUCGUAAACGUUGCUGCUGAGAACGGUCAUUUCGAGCUCGUGCGAUACUUCAACACGCUGCGUGUCGAUGGCGUGAACUCGCACACACUUGCGCUGGCCGUCCGGCACGGCGACCUACAGACAGUGCAAGCGCUCCUCACACAUCCUCAUCUGGAGGAGCUUUCGCUCAAGACUGCUUUGAGUGACGCCAUUCAGUACCGCCGCCUAGAGCUUGUCCAGUGGCUCUGUCAGCAGCCCGACGCACCCGCUGUCCAGUGCCUCCGCGGUGAACUCUCCAAGGUCCUGCGCCAGCAACGCAUCUCGUCCGUUCUCUUGUCCAAGGAGCUUCUUGGCCUCGUCACGUCGUACCAACCCGGCCAUGACAUGCACACAAUCGGUCUUCGCCAGCUAUGCCACCGCCACGCGAUCUACGAGACGACGCCGCAUCAAGUGCCCGAGAUGGCUUCGUACGCAGCGUACCAUUCGCUGUUUACAGCGUGGUGGGCUCGUCAUGGCAAGCGUGAUUUGCACCUUUUGUGCCUCCCACACCUCUUUGCCUACGCCAUCACCUACGGCAACACGGAGGUCAUCCGCUGGCUGAGCCCGCGCCUCGCACCAAGUCAGCGGCUCGAGCUCCUCUGCGAGACGGCACAUCGGUGCGUUCUCUCGACGCAUCAGCUCGUUGGGCACUCGGUGGUCUAUGCCGAUUGCGUCGCAUACGCCGCCGAGUCGGGUCACGUCGAGCUCCUCAAGUUCUUGGACGGCCUUGGCUUUACGAUGGAGAAAGUGUGGCAUCGGUGCAGCUACUUUGGCCACGUGAAUGUUGCCCGGUACGCACACGCGCACGAGCUGGACGGACACCUUCCCCGGUACGUCUACGACGCCACACUCGGAGGGCAUGUCGCAGUCGUGCAGUUCUACCACGAACAUGGCUACCCCGGAUUCACCGAAAAGACGAUCUGGGCCGCCGUGCACAGCGGCCGCGUCGAUAUGGUCGCCUUUGUGUUGACGCACCGCGACGAAGCCAGUGUCCGCGAGGCCCUCUUGACUGCAGUCGAGACCGAUCACGUGGACAUUCUCAAGUGGCUCUGCAAUCGACCAGGUGCGGACAGAAUGCUCGACACGGCACUGCAGCAGGCGUGUCUCAUGCAGAGCCAUGCGUGCAUCGCGUACCUUGUCGACGAGCUGCGCGUCACGGCGUCUCGUACAGCGACGCGGCUCUACAAACGCUAUUUACAACACCCGACAUGAGCCCGCACCGAUUCUUCCGCCUUGGACCAAGGGGGACGUGUGUCAACAACGAUGGCUCGUCCGGCGCAGACCGUGUUAACAAGUCGACUGCGAAGAAACGCCCAAGUAAUAUCGGGUCGACAUGUACAAUAUGUCUAUUAAUCUUUACUUGAAUGUAC
Messenger RNA from Saprolegnia parasitica CBS 223.65, 1961 nucleotides. RefSeq lists its product as hypothetical. Bases 1 to 1803 code for a protein of 600 amino acids. The transcript has 2 exons. The record is from RefSeq and is a predicted model, not a curated record. Lineage: Eukaryota; Oomycota; Saprolegniomycetes; Saprolegniales; Saprolegniaceae. Gene Ontology annotation, molecular function: protein binding.